CCCUCGCCUGCAGCGCCAGUACUCCACACCACACCAACAUCUGACCCAGGGAUACCCGAUGCCAUCGUACCAGUGCCUGAGGCGGGGAAAACCUUUCCCACAGCGAUGGACAUUGCCAUCAUUGCAGCCGUGAUCACCAUCGUGGCCCUCGUCCUGCUCUGCCUUCUCCUCGUCGUGCUCCGAUACUUGUUCCGGCACAAGGGCACGUACCACACCAACGAGGCCAAGGGCACGGAGUUUGCUGAGAGUGCUGACGUGGCCCUGAAGAGUGACCCUGCCCUGGAGGAUGCUGGUGACAACAGCAAAAAGGAGUACUUUAUCUAAGGGACACCAGACUUCACCUCUCCAAAGGCCUCCUCUCACUGCAGAAUAGAAAACAUGCACA
Messenger RNA from Fukomys damarensis (Damara mole-rat), 385 nucleotides. RefSeq names its product glycophorin C (Gerbich blood group) (gene Gypc). Bases 106 to 324 code for a protein of 72 amino acids. Lineage: Eukaryota; Metazoa; Chordata; Mammalia; Rodentia; Bathyergidae. Gene Ontology annotation, cellular component: membrane; cortical cytoskeleton. The transcript has 3 exons. The record is from RefSeq and is a predicted model, not a curated record.